Molecule: messenger RNA, 2289 nt
Organism: Rubroshorea leprosula
Lineage: Eukaryota; Viridiplantae; Streptophyta; Magnoliopsida; Malvales; Dipterocarpaceae
Source: the annotation of a GenBank genome assembly
UUCUCCCCUGCAGCUCCCUAAAGUCCCCCAAACUGCUGGCAACAAUUUUUUUGAGGAAAACCGGUAAAAAGCUUGGAUUUUCUCUUUAUUUUCUUGUCCAAAAACCAGAUUUGAGCUUAGAAAUUCUUCCCCCCUACUGGAAAAUCCGGAUCUGCUUUGCUCUGUCCGCCGGUUGCUCUUGUUGUGGGGGCGAAAUUCUUCAAAUUCUGUUUCCGUGAGCUUCCCCCUGCACUGCCGUCGGCUCCUCUCCCAAACUGCAGCUCGGUUUUGCUUGCUAAAUUAUGGUUCUUGAUCUUUGGGGUACUUUAGUACGUGAAUUGAGUGCCCGGUUUUAUGUGAUUUGAGAUUUGAGCCCCAAAAGCAUACUCCGACGACUCCACAUCACAUCAUCCAAAGGAGCUAACUGCCGUUGCCGCUGUUGCCUAGCUUGGAAAUUGGGUAUGCAGUCCAAGAUUCAAAAUCCAGCCUUCAUUGCCUUUACGCUAUCACUGCAGGUAGAGAUUGCUAUUGCCUUGCCCUUCCUUGCCUCUUGGAUGAUCUAAAUCCAACCUGUACAACAUUAUCGUACCCACUGCUAGAGGUAAAUGUAGUUUUUCCAUAUAUAUGUUAUUUCUUUCAAUUUUUUGAGAUUGAGAUAUGUAUGGUAAUUGAAGUUUUAUUUUUAUUAAAUUUGCAUAUAUAAAGUUUAGGAAUUUCGGAUUAUUGCAUUUGAUAUUGAGGUUAAGAUGGGCAUGGCUAUUGAAUUAGAGUGAUAUUUAUAUUGAAUUUCUAUAUAUCAAGUUAUUUAUUUCAAAUUAUUAAUUUUGGGAUUGAGUUUGAGAUACAUAUGCUAAUUGAAGUAUUAUUUUUAUUAAAUUUGUAUAUAAAAAGUUCAGGAUUUUGGAGUCUUGCAUUUUGAGAUUAAGGUUGAAAUUGAUAUUAAGAUUGAGGUUGAGAUGUAUAUGAGUAUUGAACUAGAGUGAUAUUUGUACUAAAGUUUUAUAUACAAAGUUAUUUGUUUCUAGUUAUUAAUUUUGGGAUUAUGUAUGAGAUUGAUACUAAGAUAUGUAUGCUUAAAGUGUUAUUUUUAUUAAAUUUGUAUAUAUAAAGUUUAGGAAAUUUGAGAUUAGGUAAUUAAAUGGAGGACCGCAGUUUGAUAGAUUGUCGUGUAAAUGAUCGUGGUUUUAUUACUAAUAAAUUUAAAGAAGAGGUACAAUUUUUUGUGAGAUUUGCAUUCUUUAGACCUGAGGCAAAAUUAGAGAUCAAGUGUCCUUGUUCAAAAUGUAGAUGUAGGAAAAGGGGGAACCCUGAGGUUGUCUCAAUGCAUUUGUGUAAGCAUGGAUUUAUGAACAACUAUUAUACAUGGUAUGUUCAUGGAGAGACAUCCAACAAUCUAGCAAGAAACUUUAUAGGGGAAUCUUUUAGCUCAAGGUUUGUUAAAAAUGAAUCGGAUGCAAUGUAUUAUGAAAUGUUAGUUGAUGCAAUGGGUAUGAAUUCAAUGAGGAGCCAACAGUUGAGGAGUCAAAUCGUAAGGUAAGAGAAUUUUAUGAACUUUUACAUGUUGCAGAAGUUCAUAUAGGUAGUGGGGAACAGACUGUGACUAUUAUUUCAUGGAUGGUAGAAACGCUAAACAUAAAGACUCUUUAUAAUAUGAGUGCUGCUAACUGGGAGACGGCAUUAUCAUUGAGUUGAAAGUUGUUAAGUGCAGAGGACCUAGGAAAGGUGUCGAAAGAUUUCUACAAUGUUAAAAAAAUGAUAAAUGUGCUCGGACUGGGUACAAGAAAAUUGAUGUUUGCAUCAAUGAUUGUUUCUUGUGUUAUGAUGAGCAAAGCAAGAAUUUAAAUGCUUGUUUGGUGUGGAGAAUUUCGUUAUGAACCGAGGAGCAUGGCUACGGUGAGGCAAAAAGCAAUUCCAAGAAAAUCUUUGUGGUACCUUCCAAUUACCCUAAGACUACAACGGCUAUACAUGUUUAGGAAAAUGACGAAGCACAUGACAUGGCAUUUGAAAUGCAGUGAUGAUUCCGAUGAAGUUAUUCAUCCUGUAGGUAGUCAAGCAUGGAAGCACUUUGAUGAAACAUACCCAACAUUUGCCGCAAAACCUAGAAAUGUUAGACUUGGGCUGUGCACAAAUGGUUUCAAUUUGUUUGGCCCCUCUGUAUCAGCUUACUCUUGUUGGCUUGUUUUCCUGAUAGUCUAUAACCUUCCGCCUUAAUUGUGCAUGAAUGUUGACGUGCCAAAAUGGAUGGAGUCGCCGUCUAUCCAAAUGAGGUGGGAUAGAUCACCAAGGUCUACAUAAAAAUUGACUAGGUUC